This is a messenger RNA of Pantherophis guttatus, 3135 nucleotides long. Its product is annotated as rho-related BTB domain-containing protein 2-like. NCBI's taxonomy places the organism in Eukaryota, Metazoa, Chordata, Lepidosauria, Squamata, Colubridae. Gene Ontology annotation, biological process: small GTPase-mediated signal transduction. Gene Ontology annotation, molecular function: protein binding; GTPase activity; GTP binding. The record is from RefSeq and is a predicted model, not a curated record.
GCUAAGUGGAAGCCGAGGGGCCGCGUCGGAGCCAGCGGGGCGGAGAGCCCGGUGGCCGGGGCCGGACGGGGCCGCAGCGAAGCGGCGCUCGAGUGGCAUGAGGCCGAGGGGCCGCCUGGGCGCUCUCUGCCGGCCGGGCUUUGGCGGGGAAGAGCUGCGGACGAGCGGCGUGCCCAAGACCAUGUGCAGAGCGCCCUCCGGCCGACGCACCCGCCCUUCUCCCGCGGCGCGCCUGCAAAGCGCUCCGGCCCCGAACAAGCGACGGCGGCGCCCCCAUGGAUAUUGACCUGGACUACGAGCGCCCCAACGUCGAGACCAUCAAGUGCGUGGUGGUGGGCGACAACGCGGUGGGCAAGACGCGGCUCAUCUGCGCGCGGGCCUGCAACGCCACGCUCACCCAGUACCAGCUGCUGGCCACGCACGUGCCCACCGUCUGGGCCAUCGACCAGUACCGCGUGUGCCAGGAGGUGCUGGAGCGCUCCCGCGACGUGGUGGACGAGGUCAGCAUCUCCCUGCGCCUCUGGGACACCUUCGGGGACCACCACAAGGAUCGGCGGUUCGCCUACGGCAGAUCCGAUGUGGUGGUGCUCUGCUUCUCCUUGGCCAACCCCAACUCGCUGCGGCAUGUGAAGACCAUGUGGUACCCAGAAAUCAAGCACUUCUGCCCGCGUACCCCCAUCGUGCUGGUGGGCUGCCAGCUGGACCUGCGCUAUGCAGACCUUGAGGCAGUGAACCGGGCGCGCCGUCCCUUGGCCAAACCCAUUAAACCUUCAGACAUCCUGCCCCCUGAGUGCGGGCAUGAGGUAGCCAAGGAACUGGGCAUCCCAUACUAUGAGACGAGUGUCGUGGCCCAAUUUGGCAUCAAGGACGUCUUCGACAAUGCAAUUCGGGCUGCCCUCAUCUCCCGCCGCCAUCUCCAGUUCUGGAAAUCUCACCUGAAGAAGACACAGCGGCCACUGUUGCAGGCCCCCUUCCUGCCACCCAAGCCUCUCCCGCCUAUCAUCCACAUCCCUGAGCCAGCUGCUGGGGAAGGCCGGGGACCCGGCGCUCUCUUCCACGAGCCCCUUUGUGCCGAUGUGGUCUUCCGCUUACCAGGAGGCCACCAGCUCUUUGCACACAGAGUCUACCUGGCCACAGCCUGCUCCCGAUUCUACGACCUCUUCAUGCUGGACUUGGGGGAUGAGCCGGCUGGUGGGAAGGAGCCCGCCGGGCGGACAAAGAGCUUGGAUGCAGCAGAUCAGGGAUGCCUGGCCACAGCCACGCGGGCUGUGCCACUGCGGCCCUCUCAGAGUGACGAGCCACUGUGCACCGCUCGGAUGCCUCGUCCGGUCUCUGGCUGGGGCCGGGGCAUUGUUGAUGUGCAGCGGGAGAUGGUGCGGGAUCCCGUCACGCAGCAGGAGAAGCCGAUGACAGCCGUGUACCUGGAUGAACCAGUGCAGGAGGGCCCUUUCAAGGUGGUGCUGGAGUACCUGUACACUGGGUGCCUGGAUCAGUCCCAGGCCAGCCUCAUGCAGGUGGCUGCCAUGGCUGAGCUGCUGGAGGUCUUCGACUUGCGCAUGAUGGUGGCCAACGUCCUCAACAAGGAGAGCUUCAUGAACUGCGAGAUCACCAAGGCCUUCCAUGUGCGCCGGGCCAACCGGAUCAAGGAGUGCCUGAGCAAAGGCUCCUUCGCAGAUGUGGUGUUCCUGGUUGAUGAUGGCUCGGUGCCAGCGCACAAGCCCCUUCUGCUCGCAGGCUGUGACUUCAUGGUGGCCAUGUUUGGGGGCACCUUCCGGGAGAGCUGUGCUGCUGAGGUCUCCCUGCCAGGCACCAACUGUGCCUGCCUUCGGGCUGUGCUGGAGUUCCUGUACACGGAGCUCUUUGUGCCCAGCCCAGACCUGGACGCCAUGGAGUUGCUGGUGCUCACCAACCGCCUCUGCCUGACCCGCCUGCAGGCCCUGACCGAGCAGUAUGCAGUGGAUGAGCUGGUGCGUGCCAGCCUUCAGCAGGUGGAAAUCGAUGCCCAGGUGAUCCUCUACCUGGAAAUGACACAGUUCCAUAAUGCUCUCCAGCUGGCCGCCUGGUGCCUUCACUACAUCUGCACCAACUACAACAGUGUUUGCCGCCGGUUCCCCCGUGAGAUGAAGGCCCUGUCUCCCGAGAACAGGGCCCACUUCGAGAGCCACCGCUGGCCCCCCAUCUGGUACCUGAAGGAGGAGGACCGCUACCUGCGCAUGCAGAAGGAGCGGGCACAGGAGGAGGAGGAGGCCCUCCGCAAGCAGCAUCCGCGCAGCAAGUGGUGCUUCUGGCGCCCCCACCAGCCCAGCCAUGUCUCCUGAGCAGGGUCCCACCCACCGGGGGGAGGGAGGGGGCCGCCCUACUGCUGGUGCCUUUGCUGGGGAGAGGCGCCUCUGCCUUGUCUACUAGCUGCCUCUCCACCCACAGCUCUGUGCCUCUUGCCGCGGCUGCCAUGCCUUUACCUGGGGGGUGGGCAGGGGCCCAGCAUCGGUUGCUACCUCUGACCUUGGCAGUAUUCGGGGGGCGGGGGGGGGGGUGGACGUACAGGUGAUGGAGGAAAAAGAGGGGGGUUUGUGGUGUGUCUACGUGCUGUGGAAGGGGAUUGGUGGGAGGAUUUUGGGAGGCGGGGGGGUGCAUGAGCAGAGGAGCUAGAGCCCCUUAGUUGGGGUGGGCACUAGCUGUAGAAAGGGCUCCCUCUUCCUUGUCCGUGAGAAGGGGGCAAUGCAGAGAGGCUUUGAGGCUGCGCCUCGAGCACCAGGCAGCCUCUGCCCAGAAUUGGCCUUUCCUUGGGGUGGGAGCAUCUGCUCUUCCUUCUUGCCCCUCCUGCCUGGUGCAUUAAGGGAAAUUGCUGCCAAUAAUUUUAGCAAAGGGGGGGGGAGAGCCUGCAGAGCUGCAGUUUUUAAACCUUUUUCACUUUUUUCUACCAUUUUUUUCGCAACAUGUAAGCCAAGCACAAAGUGACUUGGGGGGUGGGCCAAUGUGACCUUCCCACCCCGGACCGAAGGGCUUUGAUGCCCCUAGGCCCCUCGUGGCCUGCGUGCAUCUGCAUAACCACUGUGAGCUGGGCUAGCCCCCAUUUCUUAUACAUUUUGCUGUUGGGCUGUUUGGAAUCUUUAAUAAAGAGCCUUUUGUAUUGUG